AUGACAUUUAAUAAUAUUAAAGAUGAAAAUAAUGAUGAUAUUGCCAUUAUUGGUAUGGGUUUCCGUUUUCCAGGUGGUGGAAAUAAUCCGUAUCAAUUUUGGAAUCAAUUAUCAAACAAAAUGGAUGGUAUUUCAAAGAUUCCUACAGAAAAGUGGUCAAGAUCUUUUUAUGAACAAAAAUAUAUAAAUAACGAAUAUGGUGGUGUCUUAAAAGAUGAAGAAUGGAAAAAUUUUGAUCCAUUAUUUUUUGGUAUUUCACCAAAAGAAGCACCAAUUAUUGAUCCACAACAACGUCUUUUAAUGACAACACUUUGGGAAGCAUUUGAAGAUGCAAAUAUUAAACCAUCAACAUUUCGUGGAUCAGAUACAGCAGUAUUUAUUGGUAUGAUGAAUACUGAUUAUCAAAGAUGUCAAUUCAGAGAUAUAUCAUAUGUGAAUCCUUAUAUAACUCCUGGUACUGCAGGAUCAUUUAUAUCAAAUCGUUUAAGUUUUAGUUUUGAUUUACGUGGCCCAUCAAUGACACUUGAUACAGCAUGUUCAUCAUCAUUGAACGCAGUUUAUCUUGGUUGCCAAGCCAUUGCAAAUGGUGAUAGUAAGAUGGCAAUUGUUGGUGGUGUCAAUGGUAUUUUCGAUCCAUGUUUUUCAAUGACAUUCUCUGGAUUAAAUAUGUUAGGACAUAAAGGUCAAUGUAGAUCAUUCGAUGCUGGUGCUGAUGGUUACAUUCGUAGUGAAGGUGGUGGUGUUUGUAUCCUAAAGAAAUAUUCAGAUGCAAUUAAAGAUGGUGACCGUAUUUAUUGUGUUAUCAAAGGUGGUAGUUCAAAUGUUGAUGGAUACAAUGCAAAGACCAAUAUCAUUCAACCAUCAAUGAAGGCUCAAGGUGAAAACAUUGAAAUUGCUUUAAAGAAAUCUGGUGUAAACCCAUCAGAUAUCUAUUAUAUAGAAGCUCAUGGUACUGGUACACCAGUUGGUGAUCCGAUUGAAAUUGAAGCAAUAUCAAGAAUAUUCAAAGAUAAUCAUACACCCGAUGCUCCAUUGUACAUUGGUUCAGUUAAAAGCAACAUUGGUCAUCUUGAAAGUGCUGCCGGUAUUGCAUCAUUAAUCAAAGUUGCACUCUCUUUAAAAAAUCGUUCAUUAGUUCCAAAUAUUCAUUUUGAAAAACCAAAUCCAUUAAUCAAAUUCGAAGAUUGGAAUAUUCGUGUAGUCACUGAUGAAAUCCAGUUCCCAAUCAAUAAAUUAAUUAAUAUGGGUAUUAAUUGUUUUGGUCUAUCUGGUUCAAAUUGUCAUAUGAUUCUAAGUGAAGCACCAAUUAAUUAUGAUGAAUUAUUGAAAACAACAAAUAAUAACUCUACAUCCUCUUCUUCAAAUGAUGAUAAAAAAGAAUAUUUAAUACCAUUUUCAGCAAAUUGUAAUAUUUCAUUAGAUAAAUAUAUAGAGAAAUUAAUUUCAAACCAAUCUAUUUAUAAAGAUACAAUAUUAUUUAAAGAUUUUGUAAAACAUCAAACAAUUUCAAAAUCAAAUUUAAUAAAGAGAAAAGUUAUAACAGCUUCCGAUUGGGAUGACUUUUUAAAUAAAAGAAAUGAAACUACAUCAACUUCAUCAUUGACUUCAACAAUUUCAGCACCAGCUUCAUCAACUCCAGUCAUUUAUGUUUUCACUGGUCAAGGCCCACAAUGGAGAGAUAUGGGUAAAGCAUUAUAUGAAACUGAAUCAGUAUUUAAAGAUGCCAUUGAUCAUUGUGAUAAAUUACUUGCUAAUUAUUUUGGAUAUUCUAUACUCCAAAAGUUACUUUCAUUAGAAAGUGAAGAUUCACCAGAAAUUCAUCAUCCAAUUUUAGCACAACCAAGUAUUUUCUUAAUUCAAGUUGGUUUAGUCGCACUUUAUAAAUCAUUUGGUAUUUCACCAUCAAUUGUAGUUGGUCAUAGUUUUGGUGAAAUUCCAUCCGCUUUAUUCUCUGAUGUCAUCAGUUUAGAAACUGCUGUUAAAAUCGUUUACUAUAGAGGCUUAGCUCAAAAUUUAACAAUGGGAACUGGUAGAUUAUUAUCAAUUGGUAUCGGUGCUGAUGCUUAUCUUGAAAAAUGUGCUUUAUUAUAUCCAGAAAUUGAAAUAGCUUGUUAUAAUGAUCCAAAUUCAAUUGUUAUUACUGGUUCUGAACAAGAUUUGCUAGGUGCUAAAUCGACACUAUCAGCUGAAGGUGUUUUUUGUGCUUUCUUAGGUACACCAUGUUCUUUCCACUCAUCAAAACAAGAAAUGAUUAAAGAAAAGAUAUUCAAAGAUUUAUCAGAUUUACCAGAAUCAAAUGUACCAUGUGUACCAUUCUUUUCAACAAUUACUGGUUCACAAUUAUCUCAUAAAGGUUUCUACAAUGUUCAAUACAUUUAUGAUAAUUUACGUAUGCCUGUUGAAUUCACCAAAGCCAUUUCAAACAUUUUCAAUUUCAUUGAAGAAAAUGAAUCAUACAAGAAUGCAAUCUUUUUAGAGAUUGGUCCUCAUCCAACUUUAGGUUUUUACAUUCCAAAAUGUAAACCAUCAAAUUCAACAAUAACUUCAAAACCAAUUAUAGUAUCACCAUUACAUAAAAAGAAAGAAGAAUUAACACAAUUUAAAUUAGCAAUUUCAACUCUAUAUUGUAAUGGUGUUGAAAUUGAUUUUGCAAGUGGUCAACAAUUAUUACCAACUUCUUCUUCAUCCGGAGGUGGCGAUAUAUCAUCAUUUAAAGAAUCAACAAAUAAAUUACCAAGAUACCAAUGGGAUUUUGAGGAAUAUUGGGAUGAACCAAACCAAAGUAAAAUGGUAAAACGUGGUCCAUCAAAUAAUUUAUUAGGUCAUGAUCAAUUUGCAGGUAAUACUUUAAUGGAAUUAUUUAUUGAUAUUGAUAAAUCUGCUCAUCAAUAUCUAAAAGGUCAUAAAAUUAAAGGUAAAUAUCUUUUCCCGGGUUCUGGUUAUAUUGAUAAUAUUCUUCGUCAAUUCAAUGGUCAAGAUAUUACCAUUUUCAAUUUAGAAUUUUCAAAUCCAUUCUUUUUGAAAGAUGGUGUUCAACAUCAUUUACAAACUUCAAUUACACCAACUACCAAGGGUGAAUUUAAAGUUGAAUUCUUUAUAAAGGAUAAUAGAAACUCAACUAAAUGGACUAAAACUUCAAAUGGUCGUAUUGGAUUAUUCAAACAUAAUCCAAAGAAUAAUAAAUUGGAUAUUGAAAAACUUAAAAGUCAAUGUUCAUUUACCACCCUUACAAAGUCUGAAGUUUACAAUAAGCUAUUGUUAUUAAGUUUACCAUAUGGUCCAACUUUCCAAAGAGUUGAAUCAUGUUCAAUUGGUGAUGGAUGUUCAUUCUUUAAACUUUCAAUGUCACCUUGUUCAGAGUUUGACAAAGAUUUCUUAAAUCCUUCAAUUAUUGAUUGUGCAUUCCAUGGUUUAUUAGUACUCAGUGAAGGUCCACAAGAGAUUGUUUUCGAUCGUUUACAAGAUAUGAAAUUCUAUUCUUCAAAUGUACCUUCAACAAGACCUCAAUUCAUUUAUGCCUUUGCUAAAUUCGAUAAAAUUGAAGGUAAUUCUACUCAUGGUUCUCUUAAUAUCAUAUUAGAAGAUGGUACAUUAUUAAUUUCAAUUAAAAAUGUUAAAUGUACAUCAUUAAUACGUUUAAAGAAACAAUCAAUUAAAUAUCCUUCACAAAAUGUUUAUUCACACCAUUGGCAAUCAAAAGAUUCACCAUUAACUUUAAUUGAAAAUCAAUUAAUUGAAGAGAAAUCAUCAGAAUCUAAAAUUAAUUUUGAAAAAUUAUUAAAUGAUAAAUUAUUUAAUUAUUAUUUAAUUAGAUUAUUAAACCAAUCAAUAAAAUCUGAAUUUAUAGAAUUCGAUUAUAAAACUUCAACAGUAGAUACUUUAGAUAUUGGUUCAAAAAAUGCAAAACUAUUAGAAAAGAUUCAAUCAAUUUUAAACCCAAUAGACUCAUUAGAUCAAUCAAUUGAUAUAACUAGUUUAAAACAAGCAAUUAUUGUAAAAUCAUCAUUUAAAAAUGAAAUUAAAUUAGUUGAAAAAUCAAUCAAACGUAUUGUUUCAUUAUUAAAAGGUGGUGAAAGUGAACAUUUUUCACCAAGUAACCCAAGUUCACCAAAUGAUACACCAAGAAAUAAUUCAAACAAUUGUUCUUCAAAGAAUAAUGCUGCCUCUUCUGACGAUGCUGAUGAUGAUACUAAUAAUGAAGAAACAAUUAAUCAAUUAAAUAAUGAACCAUUUAAUUUCUCAAAUUCUCAAUUCAUUUCAAAUCAAAAUCAAUUAAUUUCAAAAACAAUUGUAAAUUCAUUUGAUAGAUUAAUUAAUUCAAUUGAAAUUGGCGAAAAGAAAUUAAUUAAAAUAAUUGAUUUAUCAAGUAUCUAUCAAAAUUAUCAACUUUCAAAAUUAUUAUUAUUACAAUUAAAUCAAUUACUAAUUAAUUUAUCAAAUAAUAAUAAUAUUGAAAUUGAAUAUACAAUUCCAUCAAAUACCAAAAAUAUUGAUUCAAUUACAGAAGAAACUAAAUCGAUUUCAAAUGUAUUAAAUAUUAAAUAUCGUAGUUUUGAUUUACAAGAUGAUUUAGAGAGUAAUGGUUAUUUAAAUUCAAAUUAUGAUUUAAUUAUAACUUCUUUAUUAUUAGUUUCAACAAACUCAAUUGAUUCAAAUGAAGUUUUAUCAAAACUUUAUAAAUUAUUAUUACCAAAAGGUCAAUUAAUUUUAAUGGAACCACCAAAGGGUGUAUUAUCAUUCAAUCUUUUAUUUGCAAAUGAUUUCAAACAAUCAUUAGAAAUUAAAAGUGAACAAGAAAUUAAAUCAUUAAUUAUAUAUUGUGGUUUCACUAAAAUUGAAACAAAUCUUAAUACUAAAGAUGAUGAAGAACAACAACAACCACCUCCUCCAUCAAUUUUAAUAGUUCAAGCUGAAAAGAGAGAUAUUGAAUCAAUGUCAUUAACUUUCUCAUCUGAUCCAAAAUCAUUAAAUUCAUCAUAUAGUAAUUGUAUAUUCAUAGUUUCAAAAGAACAAAAAGAAAAUCCAACUUCAUAUAUUCAAGAAUAUUUUGAUAUUACUGAAUUUUUCUGUCAAAAUGCAACAAUUAUUGAAGCUGAUGAUAGUGAAUUAUUAACAAAGACAAUUGAAUCAGGUGUUGGUAAAAAUGAUAUUAUUUUCUUUUUAGUUUCACUUGAAGAAUUAACAAUUGAAAAUUAUAAACAAGUUACAAUGCAAUAUACAUUAGUUAAUCAAAUACUUUUAAGAAAUAAUCUUUCAACUAGAUUUGCUUUAUUAACUUACGAUUCUCAAAAUGGUGGUAAAAAUUAUUUAGGAUCAUCAUUAAUUGGUACUUUUAGAUACUUUUUAGAAUUUCGGUCAUUGAAUAUCUUUUCAAUUGAUGUAGAUAAAGAUUCAAUUGAUAAUCUUACAUUAUUCUUACGUUUAGUUGAUCUAUCUACAAUUGGUGAUAGAGAAACUAUUGUUAGAAAUAAUAAAAUUUUUGUUCAAAAGAUUUUCAAAGAGCCAAAAUUGUUAUCACCAUCAAAUAAUUAUGAAAAGAAUACAAAUAAUUUAUUCUUGUAUUCAAAUAGUAAUUUAGAUUUUUCAUUCCAAAGCAAAGAGAAAUUACUGCAUGGUUGCGUCGAAAUUAAAGUUAUGUCAACUGGUAUCAAUUAUAAAGAUAGUCUUUUCUAUAGAGGUUUAUUACCACAAGAAGUCUUUUCAAAAGGUGAUAUUUAUUCUCCACCAUUCGGUUUAGAAUGUGCUGGUUAUAUUACACGUGUUGCACCAAGUGGCGUUACUCGUUUCAAAGUUGGUGAUCAAGUUGUUGGUUUUGCAAGCCAUUCUUUAAGUUCACAUGUUACAACUCAUCAAAAUAAAAUUGUAUUAAAACCUGAAAAUAUUUCAUUCAAUGAAGCUGCUGCCGUUUGUGUAGUUUAUGCAACAAGUUAUUAUUCAAUUUUCCAUAUUGGUGCUUUUAUUGCCGAUAAAGAAUCAAUCCUAGUUCAUUCUGCAACUGGUGGUGUUGGUUUAGCAAGUUUAAAUCUUUUAAAAUGGAAGAGAAAUCAAUUGAAAAAACAUGGCAACUCUGAAAUUAGUAAUGAUGCUUCAAUUUAUGCUACAGUGGGUUCCAAAGAAAAAAUCGAUUAUUUACAAGAGAAAUAUGGUGAUUUAAUAACUGCAAUUUACAAUAGUAGAGAUACUGAAUAUUGCGAUGAAAUUAAACAACAAUCAGCACAAGGAGGUGUAGAUUUAAUUUUAAAUACACUCUCUGGUGAUUAUUUAUCUUCAAAUUUCCGUUCACUUUCCCAAGUUGGUAGAAUUAUGGAUUUAUCAGUCACUCAAUUGGUUGAAAAUGAUUCAUUAGAUUUUUCAAACUUUAAGUAUCAUGUUGGCUACAAUACAAUAGAUUUAGAUAGAGCUACGAAAUAUAAUUCAAAAAUUAUUAGAGAUAUCCUCACAGAAGUAUUUGAUGCAAUUUCUGAUGGUAGUCUUGAAAAUAUUCCAGUUAAAGUUUUCCCAGCAAUUCAAGUUAAAACUGCGAUUGAAUAUAUUAAUGAACGUGUUCAUAUUGGUAAAAUUGUAGUUGAUUUUGAAAACUUUGAACAAGAUAUUCUUAAACCAGCUUUACAAGAGAAAGAAAAUCCAAUUCAAUUGAAUAAAGUUAAAAAAUUGGAACAUACUUGUGAUACUUUAAAUAAUACAAUUUUAAUCACUGGUCAAACUGGUAUUGCUGUUCAUAUUUUAAAAUGGAUUAUUUCUGGUUCUGUUUUAAAUUCAAAUAAAUCACAACAACAAGUAACAGAUUUCAUAAUUUUAUCAAGAUCAUCAUUAAAAUGGGAACUUGAAAAUUUAAUUAAUCAAACUAAACAUAAAUAUGGUGAUAGAUUUAGAUUCCAUUAUAAAUCUGUAAAUAUUGCAGAUUUAAAUUCAACUCGUACUGCAAUUGAUCAAGUUUAUUCAAGUUGUAAAAAUGUUUCACCAAUUAAAUCAGUAUUACAUUUUGCAACAGUUUAUGAAUACAUUUUACCAGAAAAUAUCACUCAAACCGUAAUUGAUAAUACUCAUAAUCCAAAAGCAGUCGGUGCAAUUAAUUUACAUAAUCUUUCAAUUGAAAAAGAUUGGAAAUUAGAAAACUUUAUUCUCUUUUCAUCAAUUGGUGCCAUCAUUGGUGGUUCAAAACAAUGUGCAUAUAGUAGUGCUAAUUUAGUAUUGGAUUCAUUAUCAAACUAUAGAAAGAGUAUUGGUCUUGCUUCAACUUCAAUUAAUUGGGGUGGUUUGGAUGCUGGUGGUGUUGCCGCCACUGAUAAAUCAGUCGCAAGUUUCUUAGAGGGUCAAGGUAUUUUAUUGGUUUCUUUAUCAAAGAUUUUAGGUUGUCUUGAUUCAGUUUUCCAACCAUCUAAUUCCCAUUUAUCAAACUUUAUGCUUUCAAGUUUCAAUAUUGAUAAUCUUUUAUCUUCUGCACCUCAAAUGAAGAGAAAAAUGGAUCACCACCUAACAAAUUAUAAAACUUCAUCUGCUAGUUCUGAUGAUUCAUUGGGUGAUUCUGGUUCUACUCAAGCAAAAGUCAUUUCUACAAUCUCUGAAUUAUUAUCAAUUCAUCCAUCAAAAUUAAAUUUAGAUACAAGAUUAAAAGACUAUGGUAUUGAUUCUUUAUUAACAGUACAAUUAAAGAAUUGGAUAGAUAAAGAAUUUACAAAGAAUUUAUUCACUCAUUUACAAUUAUCAUCAAGUAGUAUUAAUAGUAUCAUUCAGAGAAUUAGUUCAAAAUCAACUUCAACAUCUACUCCCAAUCCAACUAACACCUCAAAACAAACCGCAACAAAAAAAACAUAA
This is a messenger RNA of Dictyostelium discoideum AX4, 7815 nucleotides long. RefSeq lists its product as hypothetical. Bases 1 to 7815 code for a protein of 2604 amino acids. Lineage: Eukaryota; Evosea; Eumycetozoa; Dictyosteliales; Dictyosteliaceae. The transcript is spliced from 2 exons. The record is from RefSeq and is a predicted model, not a curated record. Gene Ontology annotation, biological process: fatty acid biosynthetic process; lipid biosynthetic process; monocarboxylic acid metabolic process. Gene Ontology annotation, molecular function: acyltransferase activity; oxidoreductase activity; transferase activity.